AUGGGGAUCAAGAACAUCGGAGCAACCAAUGGAACCGCCCAACCGGAGACGCAACACCGUCCUCAACGUCUUUUGCACUCGAACAUAAGCUUGACGGAAACUCGGGGACUGCGCCCACCUGAUGAGUCCCAAGAAGGGCGAAAUCGGUCGUGGGCUGCCGAUGAGUUUUCAGCAACCUUGUAA
Molecule: messenger RNA, 183 nt
Organism: Opisthorchis viverrini
Lineage: Eukaryota; Metazoa; Platyhelminthes; Trematoda; Opisthorchiida; Opisthorchiidae
Exons: 2
Coding region: 1-183 (60 amino acids)
Source: RefSeq, a predicted model, not a curated record